Molecule: messenger RNA, 1047 nt
Organism: Lodderomyces jiufengensis
Lineage: Eukaryota; Fungi; Ascomycota; Pichiomycetes; Serinales; Debaryomycetaceae
Gene: RBE1
Product: sterol-binding protein
Exons: 2
Coding region: 1-1047 (348 amino acids)
Cellular component (GO): extracellular region
Source: RefSeq, a predicted model, not a curated record
AUGAAAUUUCAAAAUACUUUAAUUGCAGGUGUUGCAACUUUAAUUGCUACUACUGAAGCUGCUCCACUUUGGUUCACUUAUUGGGUUACUGCUCAAACUACUAGUACUAAAAUAGCUACUGUUUAUUCUGGUUAUACAACUGGUUUUUCAUAUUCAACAGUAUAUGGUCGUCCUCCACCUGCUGCUACCACAACUUCAUCAAGUAGAACUACAACUACUUCCAGUUCAUCAAGUAGAGCUACUACCACAUCUAGUUCUUCAAGUAGAGCCACUACCACACCUACUUCUACUACACCAUCAAGUACCUCAACAUUAGUAACUCCUACAACUACUUCAAUUUCAACAAGUUCUACUCCAACAACUACAUCAACAACAUCAACUUCAAGUUCUUCUUCAACCACCUCAAUUUCAAGUACCACUUCAACCACCUCAACUUCAAGUACAACAAGCUCAACUUCAAGUACAACAAUUCCAUCAUCAACUUCAAUUACAUCAACUGCAACUCCAACUUCAACUACAUCAACCUUAGCUCCAGUUUCAACCUCACUUCCACCUUCAUCAACAUUAUCGACUUUGACAACUACUUCUUCCAUAAAUUCAGUUAAUGUUCCAACUUCAGAUGUUGCUUUUGCAAAUGAAAUUUUAGGUGAACAUAAUAGAUUAAGAGCUUUACAUGGUGUACCGGCUUUAAUCUGGAAUAAUACUUUAGCAACUUAUGCUGCUAAUUAUGCUGCUACUCAUUUCGAUUGUAAUAACGUUCAAUUGAUUCAUUCUGGUGGUCCAUAUGGUGAAAAUUUGGCUGCUGGUUAUGUUGGUGGAAUUGAUCCAACUGAUGCUUGGUAUAAUGAAAUUAAAGAUUAUAACUUCAAUCAACCUGGCUAUUCCUCUGCUACAGGGCACUUCACACAAGUUGUCUGGAGGUCUACAAGUCGAUUGGGCUGCGCAAGGGUCAUUGAAUAUAGUGAGACAAGAGGUAACAUUGUUGGAACAGAUCCAGCCACUGGUAAAAGCUUCUUUGAAGAAAAUGUUUUACCACCUUUAGCUUAA